This is a messenger RNA of Populus nigra (black poplar), 1341 nucleotides long. RefSeq names its product protein SAR DEFICIENT 4. Bases 124 to 1143 code for a protein of 339 amino acids. NCBI's taxonomy places the organism in Eukaryota, Viridiplantae, Streptophyta, Magnoliopsida, Malpighiales, Salicaceae. The transcript has a single exon. The record is from RefSeq and is a predicted model, not a curated record. Gene Ontology annotation, cellular component: cytoplasm.
CUUUGGUAAAACAAAGCGCAUAUUACUUAACGAAAGUCCUGGUCUUUUUCCUCUCAAUUCUGAUAUCCCAAAUUACCAACAUCUCCCUCUCUUCCUCCCCAAACCUCCACAGCUCUCAUUUCCAUGGCGUCAACACCAAACACAGCCAAUAACACCGCCACCGCCAUUAUAACAUCACCUAUAUUCCUCACCAAUGAAUCUCUACACUCAAUCCUCGCACACAAUUCCUUAAUUCAACACUUCCAUACAUCCCUCCCCACUACCUCUUCCACACUCCACACUCCAAUCCGUCAAAGCUAUGACCUUUCCCAAUCAUCCUCUCUCCUUUUGAUGCCCUCUUGGUCGUCUACUCCCUCCCUUCCUUAUAUAGGUGUCAAGCUUGUCACCUACUUCCCUCAAAACUCCGCACUAAACUUGCCUGGAAUUCAUGCAAGCUAUGUGCUUUUUAGCUCUACAACUGGCCAGACUUUGGCUUCAAUGGAUGGCACUGUUUUGACCCUUUAUAGAACUUCUUGUGUAUCUGGGCUAGCAUCAAAAAUAUUGGCUAGGAAUGAUAGUAAAGUUCUUGUGAUGGUUGGUGCUGGUGCUUUGGCACCCCAUUUGAUCAAGGCUCAUCUUGCUGCAAGACCCAGUUUGCAAAAGGUGAUAAUUUGGAAUAGAACAGUAAAGAAAGCUUCAGACUUGGCUGAGAAAUUGAAGAAAGAAUGCAUUGAAAAUGAUGGGGUUUGUUUUGAAAGUAAUGGGAAUUUGGAGGAAAUUAUUGGAUUGGGUGAUAUUGUGAGUUGUGCUACAAAUGCUGAUGCACCUUUGGUCAAGGGUGAGAAACUGAAGCAAGGAGCCCAUUUGGAUAUGGUGGGUUCUUUCAAGGAGACAAUGAGGGAAUGUGAUGAUGAGGCAAUAAGGAGAGGAAGAGUGUUUGUUGAUAACGAGGCUGCUUUGGUGGAGGCAGGGGAACUUGUAGGUGCUUUUGAGAGGGGGGUGACUAAGAAAGAGGAUGUGGGAUUUUUGGUGGAGUUGAUCAAAGGGGAGCAAGUUGGCAGAAAGAAUUCUGAAGAGAUCACCGUGUUCAAGUCUGUUGGUUCUGCAGUUGUGGAUUUGCUUGCUGCACAAUUGGUGUAUGAGAGUUGCAUCAAGAAUAAGUAAUGAGAUUGAGUAUAUGAACUGUUAGUAGAAAUAAAGCGAUGGUCAAUGCUUUAAAAUCUAGAAAAAAUGGAUGGUAAUGGAUGCUAUGUAUGCUAAUAAAAUGAGGAAUUCCCACUCGAAAUCUUCUUUCUGCUUGCCAUCUACACAUGUUUUCUGUAAUGAUCUUUUUCCUCCUUGAAUUCAAUUUGUCUUUAGGAA